GCAGUGAAAAUGGAAUUUUGACUUCCGUCAACAAACAAUUCUUCAGACGCUGACUGUAAAACUGGCUGUGUUUUGCAUAAAGAACCUAUUUCCAUCUGUCAGAUGGAGGACGACGCACUUGAACGACUUGCAAUUGAGGAGAUACUUAAAGAAACAAAAAGGGGAGCUGAAAGAGCCAAAGAAUUUGGUGCAUUAGGAUGGCAGAAGCCACCUGCUCCAACAACAAACAAGAGAUUCCUGACCAACAUGAUUCUAAGUUCUGUGAAUGACGCAAACAGGAAGAAAAGAAAACAUCCAAAUGAUUCAAAUUCACCAAAGGAGGACAACUCUGAAAAAAAGUUAACAACUGAAAAGGACAAAGAUUGCAAAAGACAUAGACCUGAAAAACAUAAGCAUAAGAAGAAGAAAAAGAAACACAAUCAUUCUGCUGAAAGUCCUGAAAGUAAACACAAACACUCUUCAAAGAAGCAUAAAUCUGGACAUAAACAUAAGAAACACCACAGACAUAAGGACAAGGUGAAGGAAUGAGUGAAAGAGAGGAAGACUGGACAAGCUGAAGGAAUGAAUGACAGAAAGGAGACCCCAGCAAUUCUUAUAGAGAGACAUAGAGUUACAGGAAUAUUGAUAGAUUAUAUAAUUACAUGAGCAUGAAAAUCAGAAAUUUUGAAUUUGUAAGCAAAGAAAACAAAUAUCAGUUGAGUAUACAUAAGAGACUGGACAUGGAAAUGUUCAGAAAUAAAUGGCCUGCAUCUUCUUUUCUUAGGAUAUUUACCGUAAGUAAGAGCGAUAGAUGGAUGUUCAUGUGUGCUUGUGUAAGAGGAUGUUUGUAACGUUUCAUUUGCAAAAUGUACAAGUUUGAAAGAUGUAAGAUGGACAAUUUCAGCAUAACUGAAAAAGAGUGAUGGGCAUUGUAAUGUAGUAUGUUACACUGGACAUAAGUAAAGAGUGGUGGGCAUUGUAAUGUAGUAUGUUACACUGGACAUAAGUAAAGAAUUUUACCAAUUGAGUUUUCAUACCUGUGGAAAUUGAUGGUGUGUAGUGCUUGAUGAAAUGCCAAAGAAAUGCUCACAUUUAUUACUGUCUUAGAUUGAUACCUGUAGUUGUUCAUAAUGGACAGAGAAAUAGAUCUCAAGGCAGCAAAAUAUUAGUAUGAAAUUGUAGUUUUAUUUUUGUUUCCUUAAAUAUCUCAAUACUAGCACCAGUUUGAUUUAUUGAAAUUUUAUAAAGAAAUUGAUAUUACUAUUAUUUUCUUAUGUUUAACAGUUUUCCACAUAUUUUUCACGUUUAUGAGGGCAUGUCUAGUGAUGUUUUUAGAAUAUUUGUCAAUGAUUGUAGUAUUUGUGUAUGUCAAGUGAAGUUAUCUCCCUUCAAUUUUCAUCAAAAACUUGGUGGUAAAAAUAGUAGUGGUGAGACAACAAAACGAAUCUAAGAAUUUUUUAUUCAGAAACAUGGCAUGUAAAUUUGGUUUCAAUAAGAAACAGAAUAAAUCAGGAUUUUUAAUAAAAUACCAGUUUCUGCA
This is a messenger RNA of Mizuhopecten yessoensis (Yesso scallop), 1519 nucleotides long. RefSeq names its product serine/threonine-protein kinase PRP4 homolog. NCBI's taxonomy places the organism in Eukaryota, Metazoa, Mollusca, Bivalvia, Pectinida, Pectinidae. The record is from RefSeq and is a predicted model, not a curated record. The transcript is spliced from 3 exons. The coding region runs from base 103 to 528 and encodes 141 amino acids.